GCCAGGAGGGCACGAAGGAGGCCACAGGUGUGGCAGCUCAUCAGGGAGAACAUCUACACGCACCGUGCCCCCAAGGUGCAGGAUGAGGACGAUGUCAUGCUGUGCCACUGCCGGCUGCCCAAUGAUGGAGGUCCUGGCUGCGGGCCAGACUGCCUCAAUCGCAUGCUCAACAUGGAGUGUGUGCCGGGCUACUGUCCCUGUGGAGAGCGAUGCAGCAACCAGCAGUUCUCAAAGCGGCAAUAUGCAAAGCUGGAGAAGCGGCGAGCCGGAGCCAAGGGUUUUGGCCUCUUUGCCACACAGGACCUGGUGGCCGGCCAGUUCAUAGUGGAGUACAUUGGAGAGGUGCUAGAGGAGGAGGAGUACUUGCGGCGGAAGGAUUACUACCAGGAAUCCGGUCAGCGCCACUACUACUUCAUGAAUAUCGGAAAUGGCGAAGUCAUCGAUGCCGCACGCAAGGGAGCGCUGGGGCGGUUCAUCAACCAUUCCUGCAACCCAAACUGCGAGACGCAGAAGUGGGUGGUGCGCGGUGAGCUUGCCAUCGGCCUCUACGCGCUCAAGGACAUCCCUGCCGGCGUCGAGCUCACCUUUGACUACAACUUUGAGCGCUACGGCGACAAGCCGAUGCGGUGCCUGUGCGAGGCCAAGGUAUGCCGCGGGUUCAUCGGCGGCACGGGCGAGGCGGUGGCGCAGGAGCAGGACUUGGAGGAUCCGGCCGACGCCAGCGAGGACCCUGAGCCCAUCAUGGUGCUGGAGAAUGAAGCUGCCGAGCCUGCGCUGGUCGCCAUCCUGGAGUCCGAGGUCGGGCUGGCCUCUGAGUUUUGGGACGCCUCCGUCUGGCAGCGGUGCGUGCCCUCUGCUGUGCCUUCUUUGUGCUACUGUGGACCCUAA
Messenger RNA from Coccomyxa subellipsoidea C-169, 888 nucleotides. RefSeq names its product SET domain-containing protein. The annotation marks the transcript as partial. The record is from RefSeq and is a predicted model, not a curated record. Gene Ontology annotation, cellular component: chromatin; nucleus. The transcript has 6 exons. Gene Ontology annotation, biological process: regulation of DNA-templated transcription. Lineage: Eukaryota; Viridiplantae; Chlorophyta; Trebouxiophyceae; Coccomyxaceae. Gene Ontology annotation, molecular function: histone H3K36 methyltransferase activity; protein binding.